This is a messenger RNA of Paramormyrops kingsleyae, 4852 nucleotides long. The record is from RefSeq and is a predicted model, not a curated record. Lineage: Eukaryota; Metazoa; Chordata; Actinopteri; Osteoglossiformes; Mormyridae.
AUGCCCCCUGGGGUCUAUGGUUUGCAAGGCAUUUGGGAGGAUGGAGGCCAGCAAGUGGACAUGGAUUUCCUGCUCCCAACAGGGAUUUACCUGAACUUUGCUGUGUCGCGUAAUGACACCAUCCGGACCAUCAAGAAGAUUGUAUGGAAGAAUGCAAAGAAGGAGCCUCUCUUCUAUGCCCUGAGUGACCCAGAUGCGUAUGUGUUCACCUGUAUCAAUCAUACGGCGGAGCAGGAGGAGCUGGAAGACGAACAGAGGCGCCUUUGUGAUGUCCAGCCCUUGAUGCCCAUCCUACGGCUCGUGGCUCGAGAGGGCGACCGAGUAGAAAAGCUCAUAACGUCUCAGAUAAGCCUAUUGAUUGGCAAAGGACUUCACGAGUUUGACUCCCUAAAAAACCAAGAAGUUCAUGAGUUUCGGACAAAGAUGAGGGCGUUCUGUGAGGAGCGGGCACUGGAUCGCCAGAGGCUGCCUUGGCAAAAAUGGAUGGAGUACAGUUUUCCAUGUGAACUUGAGCCUUGUCCCUUGAGUGGAACCCUGAAAACCCAAGGGAUCAAAAAAAUCAUUGUUAAUGUAAAAUUUGAAGCUAGUGAUGAAAGCUUCACGCUACAAGUGGAACCUCAAGAAGUACCACUGACCCUAAUACGGAACGCACUAAAAAAGAAGGCCACCGUCUUUCGGCCAAUGAAGCAAGAGAAACCAGAGGAUUACACCUUACAGGUUAAUGGCAGAUGGGAUUAUAUUUACGGGAAUUACCCGCUCUGCCAAUUUAAAUACAUCUUUAACUGCCUGUGCACUGGUCUUACUCCACACUUGACCAUGGUCCAUCACUCCACUAUCAACAAGUUUCAAGAGGAGCAGGGUGGCAUGAACAGUCAGGUUUCCAAAAACCGUCCCCCCACGAAACCCCCCCCACUACCACUAAAGAAGCAAACCACAUCCUCCCUGUGGUCCAUUCAGGAUCCCUUUGUCUUACACCUGGUCCAAGGAAGUCGAGUUAAUGCUGAUGAAGGGAUGAAGCUGGUGGUGCAGGCUGGCCUCUUCCACGGCAGCGAGCUGCUCUGCAAGGUGAUGACCAGCAGCGAGGUGAACGUCUGCUCAGAGCCAGUCUGGGACCAGAAGCUGGAGUUCGACAUCAGUGUGUGCGACCUGCCGCGAAUGGCCCGCCUCUGCUUCGCUCUAUAUGCUGUGACUGAGAAGAGCAAGAAGCCUCGAUCCACUAAGAAGAAGAACAAGAAAGCUGAUUGUCCUUUGUCAUGGGUGAAUACAAUGGUGUUUGAUUACAAAGACCAGCUUAAGACUGGAGAAUAUAACCUGUCUAUGUGGCCUUCGGUGCCUGAUGAUAAAAGUGAACUUUUGAACCCAAUGGGUACUGUGGAAAUAAAUCCCAACACUGAGAGCGCGGCAGGCCUUCUGAUCCGCUUUCCAAAUAUCCGGCCGCAUCCGAUCUACUAUCCAUCACUUAGCAAGACUUAUGACAUCCGAAUAAAUGGAAACAGAGCUGAAGCUACGAAAGAGGAGCACAUGAAACUGAGGGAGAUAGUGGAAAAUAAAAACUACACUGAGUUUUUUGAGGAUGACAAGGAGAUUUUAUGGAAGCUACGCUAUGAAAUGUUUGAGAAAUACCCAGAGAGUUUGUCCAAAUUGCUCCUCAUCACCAAAUGGAACAAGCAUGAAGAUGUAGCGCAGAUGGUCAGUCUCCUGCAGCUGUGGCCUGAACUCCCAGCUCUGCAUGCCUUGGAGCUCCUGGAUUACAGCUUCCCUGAUCCCAAUGUCCGCUCCUUCACAAUAAGGUGUCUAAGAAGGCUCAGUGAUAAUGAGCUUUUCCAGUAUUUGCUCCAGCUGGUUCAAGUCCUGAAGUAUGAGCCUUACCUUGACUGCGAAUUGUCAAAAUUCCUCCUACAAAGAUCCCUUUCCAACAGGAAGAUUGGACAUUUCUUGUUUUGGCAUUUAAGGUCAGAAAUGCAUGUGCCUUCAGUAGGCCUGUGCUUUGGGCUCAUUCUGGAGGCCUACUGCCGGGGGAGCAUCUACCACAUGAAGGCUUUAAUGAAACAGAAUGAAGCUUUAAACAAGAUGAAAUCCUUGAAUGACUUUGUAAAGUCAGCUUCUCAGAAAGGCACCCGGACGCAGACCACAGGAGACAUGAAGGUGUGCAUCAAGCAAGAAGCUUAUCUGGAAGCUCUGUCUGAUCUGCUGUCACCCCUCAAUCCAAGCCUCAUCCUCUCUGAAAUAUGUCCAGACAUAUGCAAGUACAUGGAUUCUAAGAUGAAGCCGCUGUGGCUGGUCUACAAGAACGAGAAGGUGCAAGGGGAACCACUUGGCAUUAUAUUCAAGAAUGGAGAUGACCUUCGACAAGACAUGUUGACUCUCCAAAUGAUAGAGUUGAUGGAGAUUCUUUGGAAAAAAGAGGGACUGGACCUGAGGAUGAUCCCUUAUGGGUGUCUCUCGACUGGAAACAAGACGGGCCUGAUCGAGGUGGUGAAGAACUCAGACACCAUCGCCAACAUUCAGCGUAACAACAGCAAUAACGCUGCAACAGCAGCGUUCAACAAGGACGCUCUGCUCAACUGGCUGAAGUCCAAAAAUCCAGGAGAUAAACUGGAUCAAGCCAUUGAGGAAUUCACUCUGUCCUGUGCUGGCUACUGUGUAGCCACUUAUGUUUUGGGAAUUGGUGACAGACAUAGUGACAAUAUAAUGAUCAGGGAGACGGGCCAGCUGUUUCACAUUGAUUUUGGACACUUCCUUGGAAACUUUAAGAGCAAGUUUGGCAUCAAUAGAGAACGAGUGCCAUUCAUUUUGACCUAUGACUUUGUUCAUGUAAUUCAGCAAGGAAGAACCAAUAACAGCGAGAAGUUUGAAAGAUUCCGGGAGUACUGCGAACUGGCCUACAAGAUCCUUUGUCGAAAUGGGACCCUGUUUGUGAAUUUAUUCUCCCUAAUGCGGGCUGCGGGACUCCCUGAGCUGAGCUCCUCCAAGGAUAUCCAGUACCUUAAGGACUCGUUAGCACUGGGGAGGUCAGAAGAGGAGGCCCUGAAGAACUUUAAAGUGAAAUUUAACGAGGCGCUCCGCGAGAGCUGGAAGACGAAGGUAAACUGGAUGGUCCACAGUGUUUCUAAGGACAACAGAUGAUUAUGGACAUAAAGGACAAAUGUUUACUAUCGUUUUAGGAAUCAACCUUGGGACUAUAAAUAUUUAAUUUAACUGAUAAGAAGGAAAGGGGUUGUUCUCCUUAAAAUUCAUGUAAAUAUCAUUAAUCAUUUUGAUUAUGUAUUUACAUUGGAAAUGUAAUAUUUAUUGAAAAAGAUGCACAUCUUACAAAAAAAUGUAUGUGGAAUUUCAAUGAGUAACUGCUCAUACUCUGUGGAUAUAAAGGAAAAAGAACACUUGUUGUGUUAGAAAAGUGUUUACAUCCAUUUUGGAUGGUUAUAUAUCUAUUUAUUUGUAUUUCUUUAUGUUUGUAUUUUUCAAAUAUGGUUAGAUCCAUUUGUAUUUUUUGAGUGUCAAAAUAUUUAUGAAGAACCUAUGCAGACAAUCAGAAGAAUGUCCAAAACAAGACUUAUUCCGCUUUCAAAAGCAGAAAUAUGUGGUAAAGUUUAUUCACCUUUUUGUAGCUGUUCAUGCAGUUUACACAAUAAUUGUUGCUACAUGUUACAUUUGUGCUACACGCGACACUUUCGGGGUUGUGAUGUAUUUGCUAUUAGAAAUUUCACAUAAAACGUUUUAAAAUAAAUGAAUAAAACAAAAGUCAAGCUCAGCUAAUUUUUGGUGACAGAUGGAGCAAAAACCCUGCAUAUUCUGUUGAUAAGUAAGAGCAAAAGAUAAUUACCACUGAUAUGAUAUGAUGUUGUUUAAGUAGCUAAAGAAUGCAUUCAAUUCAUAUUCUAAACCUAGAAUAAUUACAAGCUAUGUAAAUAUGCUGGGAUUCCAGCAGCACGCUUUGGUAUCUCAGCAUCUUCUACUGAUGCUGCAGUGCAGUUUCAUAGGAGGUGCCACAUGUAUGGAUUAGGGAUGUGCAUCUCCGUCGCUGAGGCUGAUGUGAUACACGUCUCCAUGUAUCGCCAGUGAUCUGAUACAUUAAAGAAACGUAUGAGGCAGCCAAUAAUGUGAUACGAUAUGAUUCAGAGAGGAGCAAUAGCAUUAUGAACUUUUAUGCUAGUACACCAAUGCGUGAAUCUUCCCAUCCCUAGUAUGGAUGCAUAAUGACAAACCAGCAGGAAGAAAAGUGUCUCUCCUGUUUUUGGUGCACAGUCAAUUAUCCAUUCUAUUAAAAUGGAAAUCUGAAAGACUGAGGACCAGUAGCUAAUCAGCAGGUCCUCAGUGUCCAUCAUAACCUACACGCUGUAGCAUAAAGUGAAAACUGGAGCAGUUGACCAAUCGUGAGAUGUCAUUCUCGUAGAGCAGUGGGUAUCCAUCCUCCUUGACGCAAAGACGUCGAUUGAGGUGUACAGUGUAAUCAAUGCUUCUUUUUGAUGACUUUUCAAACCUUCCUUCUUGCUGAAUAAAUCUAGAUUUCCUAAUAUCUGUUUAAGUCUUCCUUUUUUUCAGUCUUGGAAUGGUUUGCACAUAUUCUCUUUAACAAUGUCAUUAUCUUACACCUCUAAAAAAGACAUCAUCCUCAACAGAUUACAUAAAUUUACUGCACCUUAUGCUUUGCAAGGAUUGUGUCAAUUUCUCUUCAGGAUGGUAAAAGUGCUUUUUAACAAAGUUUUGUUAUUAAUUUCUCUCUUUGUGUAUUUGCAAUAUUUCUGAUGGGAUGAAAUGUUUACAAAGCAUGACAUAUGCAGCCUUAAAGUUUUGUUGUAGGAAAUGUAAAAUCAUUGGAAAUACCGCAAAUAAAUGUUUUCCCUAUAUUUCA